Messenger RNA from Cucumis sativus (cucumber), 3964 nucleotides. RefSeq lists its product as uncharacterized. The transcript has 6 exons. The coding region runs from base 879 to 3770 and encodes 963 amino acids. Lineage: Eukaryota; Viridiplantae; Streptophyta; Magnoliopsida; Cucurbitales; Cucurbitaceae. The record is from RefSeq and is a predicted model, not a curated record.
CGUCCGACGAACGGAGGGUCGGUGGAGGGUAUACAGAGUCCACUCUUCACACACCAAUAUUCUCUCUCUACAACCUCACUCCGAAUCAACAUUCUCUCUCUCUAUCUCUAACGCCUGAGCUCCGGUGAUUCCAUGGUUGUUUUCCGGAGGAAUGCUGCUGUCCGGCCAUUUCCCACGCUCCAGUUUGUAGUUUGUUCUGCAACUCUCAUCUCUAAUUUACAAUGCAGCUUCUUGGUCACAAUGUCAGAAUCUUGAUUCUUUUACUUAGAAAAGCUGUGUGAAAAUUGGCUCCAUUUGCAGUUGUGUGUACUGUGUUUUUUCUUUUGUUUUCUCCUUGAUCUCGCUCUUCCAAAGCUCGUUCUCCAAGUUACCAUCUGUCUUUCUUUGCUGCUUAUUGAAUCUGACUUCACUCUCUCUCUUUCUUACCUUUAUCUUUCCAUUUUUUCUUUUGUUUGAGCUAACUUUUGAAGCUAGAUUCUUCCCUUUUUAUCUCUUUUUUUCUUUUGCCCCUUUCUCUUUGUCUCUGCCCAGACCCAUUUUGAAUCUGAAAAAAGUUGCUUUAUUAGCUUUUGGUCACCUAUUGGGCUCCUCCUGCUCUUAAGAGUAGGGAUUCAUUUCUUAAUUUUAAUUAUCUUUUUGGGUUUUCUUUUAGAAUGUUUAUCUUGUGGUUACCAGCUAAAUUCAAAGUAGGUCCCCUGAGACUCUGAUAUUUUUUUUAUUCUGGCCUUUUUUGCUCUUUGAACCUUCUAUUCACGAUGAAAUUCCAUAGCUGUUUGCCUCAUUGAAGGUGAUUUUAAACCUCAGAAACAGAUCCUUGAUUUUGCAGCUAGAUUAUUCAGUUUUAGCAUUACUGCAACCAAGGGGUUAAAAGUAUUGAGAUGAAUGGGAUUCAGAGAAGAAAAGUUGGUAAUAAUGAAAAGCCUUUCCCUGGCUGUCUGGGAAGAAUGGUGAACCUCUUCGAUCUGAGUACGGGUGUCUCUAGGAACAAGCUUCUCACCGAUGCACCACAUCGUGAAGGUCCUAUUCUCUCAAGGAAUCAGGCAGAUGUGGCAAGGAUGUUUAAUCACUCCAUAAAUCAGUCUGAAGAUAAUCUGAGUCAGACAGUGCCUGAAUUGCGGAGAGCAUCAAAUAAGAGAGCAAGUGGAACACCUGUGAAGAUGCUUAUAGAUCAAGAGAUGUCUGAAAUGGAGAGUACGCAAAGUCCACCCAAUGUGGUUGCAAAACUAAUGGGGCUUGAAACUCUCCCUCAUCAGUUUUCUGGUUCAUCUGUUCAAAGAAACAAUGUAAGAACUUGCCCAAAGAGUAGAAUUCAAAACCAUAGUGACUUCUUAGAAGAGGGAAUGAAAUACCAAGUUGAUGAAUGUUCAGAGCAGAAAGAAUAUAAAGAUGUAUAUGAAAUAUGGCAGCGAUCUCCCCAGACAAACUAUAUUAAAGAAAAACUGCCAAAGGGAAUGGAAAGUGAAGUUGUGAAUGAUAGAAAGAUGGCUCUUGUUCGCCAGAAGUUUGUAGAAGCAAAACGCCUGGCCCCAGACGAGAAAAUGCGGCAAUCCAAGGAAUUUCAAGAGGCACUAGAAGUUUUAAGUUCCAACAAGGAUUUGCUUGUCAAAUUUCUGCAGGAGCCAAACUCUUUGUUUACUCAGCAUCUGAAUGAAUUCCAGUCCAUCCCUCCAUCUCCUGAGACGAAGCGCAUCACUGUUCUUAGACCUUCAAAGGUCUCUCGGGAUGAAAGAUUUACUGAACUUGAGAAAAAAAACUAUAGACAAUCAAGGCUACCAGCUCAGAGGGGUCAAUCGGCUUCUUUGGAUAGAAGUGAUUCAAGACUUUCCCCUACUCCAGCUACUAAUAGAACUAAUGAAUAUGCUGUAGGUGUUCAACCAACAAGAAUAGUGGUUUUGAAGCCGAGUCCUGGGAGGAAUCUUGAUAAUAAGCCUAUAGCCUCAUCACCUAGUCCAUUGCCUAGAGCGGUGCAGGAUGGAAGCUUCAAUGGAGGAUUUGAAGAUGAUGAUGUGAAGAAAUCAAGAAAAUUUGCAAGGAAUAUUACUCAGAAAAUGUGUGACAAUCUUUUGGGUCAUCGAAGGGAUGAAACUUUGAUUUCUUCUGUGUUUUCAAAUGGUUAUACUGGUGACGAAAGUUCAUUUGAAAAAUCCGAGAAUGAUUAUGCAGUAGAAAAUCUGAGUGAUUUGGAAGUCAUGUCUUCCUCUUCGCGUCAUUCUUGGGAAUAUGUUAACAGAUAUAGUAGCCCGUAUUCGUCAUCCUCAUUCAGUCGAAUAUCAUGUUCUCCAGAGUCAUCUGUGUGUAAAGAAGCCAAAAAGCGACUGUCGGAAAGAUGGGCCAUGAUGACGACACAUGGGAACUAUCAAGAGCGUAGGUAUGUUAGGAGAAACUCAAGUACAUUGGGUGAGAUGCUUGCACUGUCAGAUGCAAAGAAAUCAACAGUAACAGAUAAUGAAGUUAAUGAACAUGAACAAAGUGAUUUAGACCCCUGUUUUAAUAGGGAUGAAAAUAUAGAAUGUCUGGAUGAUUCUCCCACAACGUUUGAAAUGUCGAAAUCUGUCUCAGGAUCUUCUGCAUUGUUUGGUGUGCUUAAUCUUGAAGCUUCAGAUCUUGAUAUCGUCAAAAUUGAAGAUUCGAAGUUGUUAGGAAAGCCUAAGGGUGUUAAGUCAUCAUUUAAUGAGAAAGUUUCAAGUUUAUUUUUCUCUAGGAAUAAGAAAACAAUAAAAGAAAAAUAUAGUGGAUCUCAAACUAAAGAUGAGCCCCAAUCUUGUAGUGCCGAGACACUCUCAUCCUCAGCUUUCAUUCAUCAUUCUAGAGGUUUUAGUAAUGCUGCAUCUCAUUCUAACGAUGGUGAAGGGUGCUCAUCCGGCACUUCUUUCCUACAUUUAACAAAUGUGGCUGGUAGAGGAGGUGCAGUUCUUCAUCAUGAGGCAGGGUUGUCAGUGAAAAGGCCAUUCGUGGCUGGAAAUGUUGGUGAAAAUCAGGAGCAGCCAAGUCCAAUAUCCGUUCUGGAACCACCAUUUUUUGAAGAUGACAACACACAUUUAGAAUUGUCCAGCUAUUUGAAGCCAAGGAAUCAGGAGUUCUGUAUGCCAUACAAGAAUAGCCUCAUCGACAAAUCACCACCGAUAGAAUCAAUUGCUCGGAGUAUAUUUUGGGAUGGUUCUUAUUCAGAUUCAUCUGCUCCUUGUGCACUCAAGUCUGCACCAGUUUCCACUUGUCUGGAGGAAGAACAAAACUGGCAUUCCCUUGUUCAAGCUCUUCUUACAAUGUCUGGUCUAAGUAAUGAAGUACAACAAUGUAGCUUAUUGUUUGCCAAGUGGCAUUCACUUGCCAAUCCACUAGAUUUGUCUCUAAGAAACAAAUAUGCCAAUCUAAACAGCAAAGAGCCAAUGCUCGAGGCCGAGCGAAGGCAGCUACGAUCAAGUAGGAAGCUAGUGUUCGACUGUGUCAAUGCUGCCUUGAUCGAUAUAACAAGUCAGGAACUCGAUCACAGGCGAACAGAAAUAUUGGCCCAAGACACAUCACUAACAUUAUUGGACUGUGUUAUGGUCAAAGUGAAAGAUUGGGUUUGCGUUGAAUCUAGAUGUGUUACAGGAGACAUUGGGGACAUCAACAGCCUAGUAGUGGAAAGGGUAGUCAGAAAAGAGGUAGGAGGAAGAAACUGGGAUGAGCAUCUACGGAUGGAAAUGGAUAAUUUGGGAAAAGAAGUAGAAAGGAGAUUAUUGGAAGAGCUUUUGGAAGAGGCUGUUGUUGAAUUGACGGGUAAAGUUUGAUUAGAAUUUGCUUUUCUUUCUGUUGUGUUCUAAAUUAAUUCAUUACUCUCACCUUUGUAUCUGAUAUUCAAUAAUGAUGGUCCACUGAUUUAUUUUGUGUAUGUUCAGCUAAGUCUCCCUACUUACCUCUAAGAUUCAUUUUUGUGAAAAUCCAUAGAUAUAAUAUAUAGGAAGCAAAAGCUUCAUUUUGAUUA